This is a messenger RNA of Aspergillus candidus, 754 nucleotides long. RefSeq lists its product as uncharacterized. The transcript has a single exon. The coding region runs from base 219 to 530 and encodes 103 amino acids. NCBI's taxonomy places the organism in Eukaryota, Fungi, Ascomycota, Eurotiomycetes, Eurotiales, Aspergillaceae. The record is from RefSeq and is a predicted model, not a curated record.
ACAUCCCACCCCACAUCAAAAAAGUCCUCGAAAACGCCAUCGACGAGCUGUGGUCGAGAGUCCAGCGCCAGCCGGACAGUUACGUGCUCGAUCGCGACGAGUUCGCCUUGUUCAACUACCAUCGCGAGCGCUUUAGAGGCUCCGUCAUCGCGCAGAGGGCUGUCGCGCGGUUUUGGGAUAAUUAUCGACGGGAUAGUCCUAGCCAGAAGACUUAAUGAAUGGACUUUGGUCUUGCUUUCUCUUGGCUACCUUGCUCGAUCGAUGCGCAGACCGAAUCCUUCGAUAAUUUCGAUCCUUCGAUACCCACUCCCAGAUCGUUGAAAACAGAGCGAGCGCACCAGACCAGACCAAACCAGACCAGACCUCCUUGUAUGUCAAAGACUGGAGCUAGGAUCUCGAUAUUCUAUACUAGCUCGAAAGUCAACGGCAAGCUUCUGGUCUCCAGUGCCCAACCCCACGCGCAUAUCUGGGACAGACACGGAAGGUUGAAGGAGAUAUCAAUCAGCUGUCGCAAAUCACGCAAACCAUAGCGGAGGCACACAUCUAGACGCUCGUUCCAUUCAAACAUCUUCCUGCUGCGCCAUACCUGAGUCAACGACUAGCCACGGCAAUCGUAUUCCAGAAAAUGAUGAUAUGUGGCGUUUUUGGGCGUUGGGUGGUUUGAUGUUGCGAAUUGCGCAGGAUGUCUUCUGGAUUGGAUCAUCAUUUGUAAAUGUGGCUAUCAUAUUGAAUUGAAUACACAUGCCUCCCGAAA